This is a messenger RNA of Callorhinus ursinus (northern fur seal), 767 nucleotides long. Lineage: Eukaryota; Metazoa; Chordata; Mammalia; Carnivora; Otariidae. The record is from RefSeq and is a predicted model, not a curated record.
UGUGACUUUGAACCUAUAGUUACAAUCCAGAGAACUGGGAGUGACAUUAUCUGUGACAAUAAAAAAGCUUCUCUUGUGAAGAUGCUGUCUGCAAAAGACAUGGUUAAAGUAAUGAUUGUCAUGUUUGCAAUUUGUUUUCUUGCAAAAUCAGAUGGGAAACCUGUUAAGAAGAGAUCUGUGAGUGAGAUACAGUUUAUGCAUAAUCUGGGCAAACACCUGAGCUCCAUGGAGAGGGUGGAAUGGCUUCGGAAGAAGCUGCAGGAUGUGCACAACUUUGUUGCCCUUGGAGCUCCGAUAGUGCACAGAGAUGGUGGGUCCCAGAGGCCCCGGAAGAAGGAAGACAAUGUCCUGGUUGAGAACCAUCAGAAAAGUCUCGGAGAAGCUGACAAAGCUGAUGUGGAUGUAUUAACUAAAGCUAAAUCCCAGUGAUGACAGAUAUAUCAGAGCACUGCUAUAAACAGCACUGGGCAACAAUAUUACAUGCUGCUAACAUUUUCAAGCUCUUAAGAUUAAUAAACACCAAAAUUUACAUCUAAUCCAUUGCUAGCCCUGAUAGCUGACAUUUUAAUUAAUUAUUUUGAUUCUACUUUAAUUCAUUUAAGAGCUCUUUUAAGUAUUCUAUUUCUAUUGUUUAUUCUUUUUAAACUAUGUUUUUGCAUAAUUUAUAAAAGAAUAAAAUUGCCCUUUUAACCUCUCUCCCAUCUUAUGAUGCAAAAUAAAAAAUUUAAUGAUCAUGAUUUUAAAUAAAUGAAGUUGAGUAUUUCUCA